CUCUAACAUACGGACACAACUAACGUCCCACAGCUCAUAUUGAAGUUUUCCUCAGUCCUCUUAACCGCCUAGCCUUGCUCUACCGUCUAUCCUUCUCCAUCCCAGCUUCCUCGACUCGACUCUAAAGGAACAUAAUCCAUUGAUCCCUCCAUAGAAAUAUCGACCUACCAAUCCAACACCACCGCCACCAGCACCGCCAAAAUGUCCAUAAACGGCAUCCCCAUCACCGAAACCGAAGCCUCAAAAUCCUUCUCCAUGACACCCCCCCUCUUCCACAUGGCUGGCAAAGUAAUCGCCAUCACCGGCGGCGGCGCUGGCAUCGGCCUAGCCACCGCCUCCCUGCUUCUCUCCCAAGGCGCCAAAGUAGCCAUCUCGGACAUCAACGCCGCCGCGCUCUCCAGCGCCAGCAGCACGCUGUCCUCCCAGUGCCAGCAGGGCGGGGAGCUGCUCAGCACGUGUGUCGACGUGCGGCAGCGCGCGCAGGUCGACGCGUGGAUCGACGAGGUGGUGCGCAAGUUCGGCAGGCUGGACGGCGCGGCAAACCUUGCGGGCGUGAUUCCGAAGAGCAUUAAUAUCGAGCGCGUGGAGGAGUUGAAUGAUGAGGACUGGCGGUUUGUGAUGGAUGUUAAUGUUACGGGCGUGAUGAUGUGUAUGCGCAAGCAGAUUGGGGAGAUGAAGACGAAAGGGAGCAUUGUUAAUGCGGCGAGUAUUGCGGGGUUGGGCGGGUUUCCGAAGGUGAGUGCGUUGGGGGCUGAGGGGAGGGGGUGUCGCGGGGUCAGAGGGAGUAGUGCUUGCCUGUGUCGUUCUUCGUUUGCUCGUCGUGGAGGCUUGUUUGUUGAGAGUAGCUGCUAACGUUGGUGUCUAGAAUGCAGCGUAUACAGUAGCGAAACACGGCGUUGUAGGGCUGACGAAGACAGCGGCGAAGGAGGUGGGCGAUAGACAGAUCAGGGUCAAUUGUAUUGCGCCGUAAGUCGCCAUCCCAUUCCCAUUCCCAUUCCCCUUCCCGUAGCUGAUACCAGGACAGGGGCAUCAUCGACACAGAGAUGCACCGCGAGUCCGUGAGGAUAAGGGGCAAGGAAGGUGAUUACAAGAUCCAGAUCCCGCGGAAAGGACGCCCAGAAGAAGUUGCAGCGCUGAUUGCGUGGUUGCUGUGUGAUGCGAGCCAGUAUAUUACGGGGACUGUGCAGAUUAUUGAUGGGGGGAUUAUGGCGUGAUUGGUGGAGUGAGCUGUGGGAUUGGACUGCUGGGACGGGGAGGGUAGUAGGUGGUCAUCUCUCCGACUUGGGAAUACGGUGGGG
Trematosphaeria pertusa is the source of this 1298-nucleotide messenger RNA. RefSeq names its product NAD(P)-binding protein. The transcript has a single exon. Gene Ontology annotation, molecular function: oxidoreductase activity, acting on the CH-OH group of donors, NAD or NADP as acceptor. Lineage: Eukaryota; Fungi; Ascomycota; Dothideomycetes; Pleosporales; Trematosphaeriaceae. The record is from RefSeq and is a predicted model, not a curated record. The coding region runs from base 202 to 852 and encodes 216 amino acids.